Molecule: messenger RNA, 1209 nt
Organism: Phalaenopsis equestris
Lineage: Eukaryota; Viridiplantae; Streptophyta; Magnoliopsida; Asparagales; Orchidaceae
Product: heavy metal-associated isoprenylated plant protein 7-like
Molecular function (GO): metal ion binding
Source: RefSeq, a predicted model, not a curated record
AGCUGCACAGGAAAGAAUUUCUGGCACGUGCGAUGUCCACACGGUGCACGUGUCCACCACUUAAAUUUCCAUCUCCGUCACAACAGCAAGAAACAGCGAGUUGAGGUAGGCGAAAGGUGCGGAGAGUGGGAGUGAGCCUGGGGCUAGUGAAGCAGGAGUGGCCAUUGACGGAGCAUCGCCGCCGGUGCAGAUAAUAAUGGGGGAGGAAGGGAAGAAACCGGAGGAGAAGAAGGCUGAAGAUGAAAAAAAAGCAGAUUCCAAGGUGGAAGGCGAAAAAUCUAAAGCAGAAGAAGGGAAGAAAGCUGGCGGUGGUGAUGGUGGUGGAGAAGCCGGUGGCGAGGGUGGAAAGAAAGAAGGCGGCGAAGAAGGCAAAGCAGAGGCGGCGCAGCAAGCUCCUCCACCUCCUCCGGAGGAAAUUCUAAUGAGAGUCUACAUGCAUUGCGAAGGCUGCGCUCGCAAAGUUAAGCGGAGUCUUAAGGGUUUCGAUGGAGUGGAGGAAGUGUUGACUGACUGUAAAACACACAAGGUGGUGGUUAAGGGGAAGAAGGCGGCUGAGGAUCCUUUGAAGGUCGUUGAAAGAGUGCAGAAGAAAAGUGGGCGUAAGGUUGAGCUGCUUACUCCCCUGCCUCCACCUAAGCAGGAGAAGAAGGAAGAAGUGAAAAUGGAAGAGAAACCCAAGCCGGAGGAGAAGAAGGAGCCCCCUGUUGUCUCUGUUGUGCUUAAAGUGCACAUGCAUUGUGAAGCCUGUGCGCAGGAGAUAAAGAAGCGUAUUCUGAAGAUGAAAGGAGUACAGGCUGCGGAGCCGGAUCUGAAGGCCUCUCAGGUGACGGUGAAAGGCAUAAUGGACCCUCCAAAACUAGUAGAAUACGUCUACAAGCGAACCGGCAAGCACUCCGUCAUCGUCAGCUCAGAACGGGAAGGUGGAGACGAUAAGGAAAAGACAGACGGAGGUUCGCCAGAGGAUGGGAUCGCCGGCGGGAAGGUGUUGGAGCUGAAGAAAAACGAGUUCUAUUAUUAUUAUCCGAGAUAUCCAACGGAGUAUCAGUCGUACGCGCCGCAGCUGUUCAGUGACGAGAACCCGAACGCUUGCUCUGUUAUGUAAAAAUUGUUAAGAAAGAAGAGUGAUUUCUAUAUAUGAAUGAGGCGGGCAUAAUGUUAAUAAGCUUUUUUUGUUGGGUUGUCUAAAUGCUAAUCAGCUUCUUUCUCUUU